GCCGCUGGCCACCCGGGGCACUUCGAUUACAAAUCUAACCCGGCCCCGGGACGCCACCUACCGGCUCGCGAGCCGGGCCCCAAGUACCAGACUUAGGAAAAGAGCACGAAUGGCAGAGAGACCUAUGUGGGAGCAAGUUGGAACAAGUUUUGUGCAUCUCUAUUACCAGCGUUUUGAUUCUAGUAGAGUAGAGCUAAGUGCUCUCUAUACAGAUGCUUCUUGCUUGUCCUGGGAAGGACAGCAGUUCCAAGGAAAAACAGCCAUCAUGGAAAAGUUGAUGAGCCUUCCAUUCCAAAAAAUCCAACACAGCAUAACAUCUCAAGAUCACCAACCAGCACCUGAUAACUGUAUACUUAGUAUGGUGGUUGGUCAGCUGAAGGUAGAUAAUGACCCAGUGAUGGGGUUCCACCAGCUGUUUGUUCUUAAGAAUAUUAGUGACAAUUGGGUUUGCACCAAUGACAUAUUUAGACUGGCCCUGUACAACUUUGCUUGAAUUUUCUGUUCUCAAAUGUCUGUUUCUAUUGCCACUUUCAAAUCUGACACAAAAAUAAAUAAAUUGUUGUUUAACUU
Messenger RNA from Gopherus flavomarginatus (Mexican gopher tortoise), 570 nucleotides. RefSeq names its product nuclear transport factor 2-like. NCBI's taxonomy places the organism in Eukaryota, Metazoa, Chordata, Testudines, Testudinidae. Gene Ontology annotation, biological process: protein import into nucleus. Gene Ontology annotation, cellular component: nuclear pore central transport channel. The record is from RefSeq and is a predicted model, not a curated record. Bases 110 to 493 code for a protein of 127 amino acids. The transcript is spliced from 5 exons.